CCGAGGAGCUAUCUGAUGGUUCCCAGGCCACGCUGAUGCUGCUCUGCCAGAAGAGAGAUGGGGAAAAGAUAUUUCUGUGACUACUGUGACAGGUCCUUUCAGGACAACCUUCACAACAGGAAGAAACACCUCAAUGGAGUGCAGCACCUCAGGGCUAAGAGACUCUGGUACGACUUAUUCCGAGAUGCUGCUGCUAUCCUGCAAGAGGAGCAAACCAAGAAACCGUGUCGGAAGUUUCUGCAAACAGGACAGUGUGAUUUUGGGUCCAACUGCAGAUUUUCCCACAUGACAGAGCAGGACCUGGAGAAGCUGAGUGCCCAGGUACAAGGUGAGUCCUCGAACAAG
Antrostomus carolinensis (chuck-will's-widow) is the source of this 345-nucleotide messenger RNA. It is a transcript of the gene ZMAT5, whose product is annotated as zinc finger matrin-type 5. The record is from RefSeq and is a predicted model, not a curated record. The annotation marks the transcript as partial. Gene Ontology annotation, molecular function: zinc ion binding. Gene Ontology annotation, cellular component: U12-type spliceosomal complex. The transcript has 3 exons. Lineage: Eukaryota; Metazoa; Chordata; Aves; Caprimulgiformes; Caprimulgidae.